Acanthisitta chloris (rifleman) is the source of this 1015-nucleotide messenger RNA. RefSeq names its product ELOVL fatty acid elongase 7 (gene ELOVL7). The transcript is spliced from 7 exons. Lineage: Eukaryota; Metazoa; Chordata; Aves; Passeriformes; Acanthisittidae. Gene Ontology annotation, cellular component: endoplasmic reticulum membrane; endoplasmic reticulum. The coding region runs from base 170 to 1009 and encodes 279 amino acids. Gene Ontology annotation, molecular function: fatty acid elongase activity. Gene Ontology annotation, biological process: fatty acid elongation, monounsaturated fatty acid; very long-chain fatty acid biosynthetic process; fatty acid elongation, polyunsaturated fatty acid. The record is from RefSeq and is a predicted model, not a curated record.
UUCAAAUGUGGUGCUCUGUUAGCCCUCUCUCUUGUUUUUACCAUUCUGUUUGCUGAAAAUGUUUUCCAGAACACUUUACUGAUCUUUAUUUUAUUAAUGACCAAAAUCUAUAUUUCUGUUUUGGCUUGUUUUCCUGCAGGCAGCAUCAUAAAAUCUUUAUCAAGUGAAAAUGGCCUUUAGCAAUCUGACAUCAAAGGCUGUACUACUCUAUGAUGAAUGGAUUAAAGAUGCCGAUCCAAGACUGGAAGGCUGGCCACUCAUGUCUUCACCUUUUCCAACAACCUUUAUAAUUGGAACCUAUGUUUAUUUUGUCACUUCCUUGGGACCCAAACUCAUGGAAAAUAAAAAACCUUUUGAACUCCGGCAGAUAAUGGCAUUUUAUAACUUUGGUGUGGUAAUCCUCUCUUUAUACAUGACUUAUGAAUUUCUUAUGUCGGGUUGGGCCACAGGGUACUCGUUCCGGUGUGAUAUUGUUGACUACUCGAGGUCACCUACAGCUCUAAGAAUGGUGCGAACUUGUUGGCUUUACUACUUUUCCAAGUUCAUUGAAUUACUAGACACUAUAUUUUUUGUGCUGCGUAAGAAAAACAACCAAGUCACAUUCCUGCAUGUCUUUCAUCAUUCCAUCAUGCCAUGGACCUGGUGGUUUGGAGUCAAAUUUGCUGCAGGUGGUUUAGGAACAUUUCAUGCUCUGCUGAACUGCAUUGUCCAUGUUGUCAUGUACACUUAUUACGGAAUCUGUUCUUUGGGACCAGCCUAUCAUAAAUAUUUGUGGUGGAAAAAGUACAUGACAACCAUACAACUUGUCCAGUUUAUUAUGAUUACAGUCCACAUAGGACAAAUCUACAUCAUGGAUGACUGUCCGUACCAGUAUCCAAUUUUCAUGUUCAUUAUUUGGCUCUAUGGCUCUAUGUUUUUAGUCUUGUUUCUCCACUUCUGGUACCAUGCUUACACGAAGGGACAAAGGCUACCAAAGAUGGCAAGAAAUGGGAUCAGGAAAGAUCAGUGAAACAAA